UCUUCUGUCGCCCUCGGUCGGAGACCGGAACUUGCUAGACCUGCUAGAACGAUGCUAGAAUACCAACAGUCUCGCUCUUUGCUACCCAUUCGAAGUUGAUACCUUGGCGUCGAAUUUUCAACCUCUCGCUCAUUCUUCAGCAUGGAAAACCCCCAUCCGGUCCGGGCUCUGUUGCACGUUCUGCAGCAUGCUCCUCGUUCAGCUUCAACUAGUUCUCGGUCAGAGCUUUGCGCUAAUUCCUGGAACCAACCCUGGAACUCCAGCGCGUCGUAUUCGAGAGCAUCAACCUGUUUCUGCCUUCCUGUCUCGAGCGUCUGUUACUUCUCUCUCUUUCUCUCUCGAAUGCAGUUUAGUUUCCGGCCAGUGCCGAGACUAUCCCUAUCCAGAGACUCGUCGUCAGCAGACCGUUGAGCUGGAUCCCGGCAAGAUUCCGAUACAGGCGAAAUGCGAAAAGUGGGACGCAAACCGUCCUCUUUCCGUACUUGGCAAUGUAAACAUACCAUCCACCAGCGGCCGGGUAUAUAUCUUUUUCUCUGCUUGCCACUGAAGACGAAGCAAAAUAUAGUGACUUGUUGUAUUUUACUUGAGAACAAUACGAACAGACGAUGACUUACUGUAUGCUAGCAAUCACUGACGUGAAUAUAUAUGCACAAAUUAAUUUUAUUUAACAGCACUCCAAAGUAUGCAUCCCU
Myxozyma melibiosi is the source of this 692-nucleotide messenger RNA. RefSeq lists its product as uncharacterized. Lineage: Eukaryota; Fungi; Ascomycota; Lipomycetes; Lipomycetales; Lipomycetaceae. The record is from RefSeq and is a predicted model, not a curated record. The coding region runs from base 188 to 547 and encodes 119 amino acids. The transcript has a single exon.